AGAUCACAGGCCCAACGCAUCCCUUUCCGGAGGGAUUUAGGAAGUCUCGGCGUUGGUCCAGGAACUACAGUCCCACCGCGCCUCACAUGGCGCAUUACCCAGCGACUCCGCUUACCCACACGUCCCCGCCCCCUCAGCCGGACAGGAAGAGGAAAUGACGAUACCUCGGACGCUCGAAACUCCACCUCUCACGCCUUCCCAGCUCCGGGAGGGGACGCGGGCUCCGGAAAGGGCGGGCAUAAGGCUACGGAUGGGCGGGACGGAGCAGCCCACCGCAAAGUGGCGGUUUACUUGAGGCGGUUACCUUAGUACUCCGAGUAGACUGAGUCUGUGGCGAGCUGCGGGCCGAUUCCUGGCCAGUGCCAUCUCAGCCGGAGCAGGCCUCGGGGCCUCAGAAGCAGGCUUUUAUCUGGCCCGAGGCUCCCAGCCGUUCGGCGCGUCUUCCCACAACCUAUACCGAUUAUUGGGACUCGGCUGCAGACACAGGAGUCACAGAUGCUGGGAAGUAUGGCCCGAAAGAAACCUCGAAAUACCUCAAGGUUGCCCCUGGCUUUAAACCCCCUGAAGAGCAAGGACGUGUUGGCAGUGCUGGCUGAGAGGAACGAGGCUAUAGUACCAGUUGGGGCAUGGGUGGAACCUGCCUCACCAGGUAGUUCGGAAAUCCCAGCAUAUACAUCAGCAUAUUUAAUUGAAGAAGAACUAAAGGAACAGCUAAGAAAAAAACAAGAAGCUUUGAAACAUUUUCAGAAACAAGUUAAAUACCGAGUAAAUCAACAAAUUAGGUUGAGAAAAAAGCAACAGCUUCAGAAGUCUUAUGAAAGAGCACAAAAAGAAGGCUCCAUAGCCAUGCAGUCUUCAGCAACACACUUAACUUCCAAAAGGACAAGUGUUUUUCCAAACAAUUUGAAUGUUGCUAUUGGAAGUUCUAGGUUACCUCCUUCCCUGAUGCCUGGGGAUGGAAUAGAGGAUGAAGAGAAUCAGAAUGAAUUAUUCCAACAACAAGCCCAGGCUCUUAGUGAAACUAUGAAACAGGCACGUCACCGGCUAGCAUCCUUUAAAACCGUGAUUAAAAAAAAGGGAUCAGUGUUUCCAGAUGAUGGAAGGAAAAGCUUUCUUACCCGAGAGGAAGUGCUUUCCAGGAAACCAGCAUCCACUGGGGUAAAUACAGGAAUAAGAGGAGAGUUGCCCAUUAAGGUCCAUCAAGGUCUUUUAGCUGCUGUACCUUACCAGAAUUAUAUGGAAAAUCAGGAACUUGACUAUGAGGAACCUGACUAUGAGGAAUCUUCAUCUCUUGUAACUGAUGAGAAAGGGAAAGAAGAUUUGUUUGGGAGAGGCCAGCAGGACCAGCAGGCUAUCCAUUCUGAAGAUAAGAACAAACCUUUCAGCAGAGUUCAGAAAGUAAAAUUCAAAAAUCCAUUAUUUGUUCUGAUGGAAGAGGAAGAACAAAAGCAGUUACAUUUUGAGGGCCUUCAGGGUAUUCUGCCAGAAGCCCAGGAUUAUUUUCCAGAAGCCCAAGGUGAUUUGCUGGAAACCCAGGGUGAUUUGACAGGAAUCCAGAGUGUUAAGCCAGAUACCCAGGCUGUUGAAAUGAAGGUUCAGGUUACUGAGCCAGAAGGCCAGGCCAUUGAGCCAGAAGGCCAGCCUAUUAAGACAGAAACUCAGGGUAUUAUGCUGAAAGCCCAGAGUAUUGAGCUAGAAGAAGGGAGUAUUGUGUUGAAAACCCAGGAUUUUCUACCCACAAAUCAGGCUCUUCUAACGAAAAACCAGGAUGUUUUACUCAAAGACCACUGUGUUCUCCCUAAAGACCAGAGUAUUCUACUCAAAUAUCAGGACCAGGACUUCCUACCCAGAGACCAGCAUGUUCUCCCCAAAGACCAAGAUAUUCUGCCAAAAUAUCAGGACCAGAAUUUUCUACCUAAGGACCAGAAUUUUUUAUCUAGAGACCAGCAUGUUCUCCCCAAAGACCAAGAUAUUCUGCCAAAAUAUCAGGACCAGAAUUUUCUACCUAAGGACCAGAAUUUUUUAUCUAGAGACCAGCAUGUUCUCCCCAAAGACCAGAAUAUUCUACCUAAAUAUCAAGACCAGGAUUUUCUACCUAAAGACCAGGACUUUUUAUCUAGAGACCAGCAUGUUCUCCCCAAAGACUGGAAUAUUCUACCCAAAUGUCAGGACCAGGAUUUUCUACCCAGAGACCAAGGUGUUCUUCCCAAAGACCAAAAUAUUCUACCCAUAUGUCAGGACCAGGAUUUUCUACCCAGAGACCAAGGUUAUCUUCCUAAAGACCAAAAUAUUCUACCCAUAUGUCAGGACCGGGAUUUUCUACCCAGAGACCUGCAUGUUCUCUCCAAUGACCAGAAUAUUCUACCCAAAUGUCAGGACCAAGAUUUUCUACCAAAAUAUCAGAAAGCAAGUCUGAAGCAGCCAACAUCCAUUUUGAUAGGUAGGAGAGGGAGAGAGGCACUUCCUCUGGAUGUCCAUCAGGAUCUUCUAUGCAGGCAUCAUCAGGCCUCCAUCAGAGGCAAGAAAGUACACUUUAAGGAGCCAUACUCUGAUAUGACAGAUGAGAAAGGGAGAGAAGACUUUUCUCUGGCAGACUAUCAGUGUUUGCCUCCCAAAUCCCAGGACCAGGAUGACAUCAAAAAUCAGCAACCUGCGUCUUUUAUGAGAGAAGAAAGAGUGAGAGAGGAAUUGCCUCUGGACUAUCAUCAAUAUGUUGUACCUAAAAUCCAGGACCAAGACUCCCCUAGAGAACAGAACAAGCAUAUCAAACUACCCUCAUCUUUUGAGAAAUGGGAGAUUGCAAGAGGAAAUACUCCUGGAGUGCCAUUGGCUUAUGAUAGGUAUCAAUCAGGAUUGAGCACUGAAUUCCAAGCUCCACUGGCAUUUCAGUCUGACGUGGAUAGAGAAGAAGAUAAGAAAGAGCGUCAAAAGCAGUACCUGAGACAUAGACGACUUUUCAUGGAUAUUGAGAGAGAACAAGUUAAAGAACAACAAAGGCAAAAAGAACAAAAGAAGAAAAUUGAAAAAAUUAAGAAAAAGAGAGAGCAAGAACGUUAUGCUGAAGAGCAGAGGAUCCUAAGAAUGAACUUUCAUGAAGAUCCAUAUUCAGGAGAGAAGUUGAGUGAGAUAUUAGCCCAGUUACAACUUCAAGAAAUAAAAGGAACCAGAGAAAAACAACAGAGAGAAAAAGAAUACCUGAGAUAUGUAGAAGCUUUACGAGCCCAAAUCCAGGAGAAAAUGCAGCUGUAUAAUAUUACUUUACCUCCACUAUGCUGUUGUGGUCCUGAUUUUUGGGAUGCUCAUCCUGAUACCUGUGCCAACAACUGUAUUUUCUAUAAAAACCACAGAGCAUAUACUCGGGCACUACAUUCAUUCAUCAAUUCCUGUGAUGUCCCUGGGGGUAAUUCAACUCUUCGAGUCGCAAUUCAUAAUUUUGCUUCUGCACACAGGCGGACUUUGAAAAAUCUAUAAUAAGAAUCUGAAAUUAACUGGUAGUAUUUUGGCUUUUACUUAAAAUCAGCCCUGAGAGAGUAUUUAAGAAAAGCUGUUCAAGUUAUAAAAUAUAUAAUCUGGAAAGAAAUACUGUCUCAUAUAAUAACUGUCUUUAUAAUUAGAUUGUAAUCAUUGUUUUAAUCUCUGUCUUGGAACCAAGAUUGAAAGCUGACUUACUUCUCUCUUCUUUCUUGUGAACCAUACGGAGCCUAUUAUUUUAAAACAUGAUCAGACAAGUAAGGCUUCUCUUACUUUGCUCUGCUCUGAUCAGAAGAGCUCAUGUGAAGUCUUUGAGAUUCUCUUAUUUAUCAUCUUUCUAAAACUGUGUUUUUGAGCUUGACAAUACUGAAAAUGUCUGGAUGAAGCAGAAAAGAAAGUGAUGAAAUGUGUUUCUGAGCAUCAGAGACCAUCUAUAUUGCCAUUACCUUUUCUAGUUGUAUAUAAGAAUUCAAGAUUAGAAGAAUUUAGAUUUGUUGCACAUUUUUUUCCUCAGCAUUUUUUCCUCUUGUUUUUUAAAAUGUAUUGCCUCUUUCCCCAUUCAGUGACACUGGACAUAGGAAUUUUUAAUUGUGUAAUUUUCUGUUGCAAAAAGGGUAAAUAAAUCCUUUGUCUUUUGAAUAUCUUCUAUGUGAAAUAAUUGUGAGUGACAUUUGAAAAAGUGAAUCUGAAGUCAAAGUGAGUAAAUUCCUUAUUUCCCUAUUUUUUUAAAAAUCUGGUAUAUGACAUGGCUACAGGGCAAAUGAAAUAAAAAUUGCCAUAGUUGGUAUGAA
Messenger RNA from Pan troglodytes (chimpanzee), 4262 nucleotides. RefSeq names its product coiled-coil domain containing 15 (gene CCDC15). NCBI's taxonomy places the organism in Eukaryota, Metazoa, Chordata, Mammalia, Primates, Hominidae. Bases 496 to 3471 code for a protein of 991 amino acids. The transcript is spliced from 17 exons. The record is from RefSeq and is a predicted model, not a curated record. Gene Ontology annotation, cellular component: centrosome.